Molecule: messenger RNA, 1454 nt
Organism: Saccostrea echinata
Lineage: Eukaryota; Metazoa; Mollusca; Bivalvia; Ostreida; Ostreidae
Product: tripartite motif-containing protein 2-like
Exons: 2
Coding region: 25-1344 (439 amino acids)
Biological process (GO): protein polyubiquitination; proteasome-mediated ubiquitin-dependent protein catabolic process
Molecular function (GO): ubiquitin protein ligase activity; protein binding
Source: RefSeq, a predicted model, not a curated record
CUAUGAAUCGUACACAACAACACAAUGGCUGGAUCAGUUGCAGGUCAGAUAGAGACUUCACUUUUAUCAUGUUCAAUAUGCAUGGAACAUUUUAAGAAACCAAAGGCGCUUCCUUGUUUACACACUUUCUGCGAGGACUGUUUGAGAGACUACAUCGUUAGCAGAUUCGAGUCCGUGGGCAGCUUCCCAUGUCCAAUUUGCAGACAGCUUGUAUACAUCCCUCCUAAUGGAGUAUAUGGGUUUCCUGACAAUCACUUUAUCAUCAGUUUACAAGACACUGUGCAACACUCUAGUGAAUUUGUAGAAUCAGGAAGUUUUGACAGCAACCACCUCCAGAAAAGUGAACACGUAUCUGUACCUUUAAUACAACCUGACAAAUACUCUGUAAGAUUUACCAAACCCAAAUCUACAAGACUUCUUAGAACGUUUGGCCAUUUUGGUUUAGACCAAGAUGGCUUGGUUCAUGUAUCGGGAAUGGCAUUCUCUCCCCUAACUGGAGAAAUCUUGGUCGCUGAUUGUAGUCUUAACAAAGUUUUAAUGUACUCCAAAUCCGGGGAUUACCAUGGAGGGUUUGUCUGUGAUUGCUCAAUCCGGGAUAUUGCAGUCACUGCUCAAGGGUCCAUUUUGCUGACGGUUAGCCGUGCAGGUUCAGCCAUCAUGAGAGAAUAUGGACACGAGGGCAAUGUUAUUGCCUCCCAUGGUUCUUUCUAUAAGUUUGAAAACCCUUUUGGAAUCUGUAUCUCGAGAAUGGGAAAAGUAAUUAUUUCAAGUUUACAACACAGCAACAUUCACAUCUUCACCGAGCGGAAAAAACCGUCGACUAAGUUCGGCUCUAGAGGGAGUGGUCCAAACCAUUUUAUGGUGCCAUAUUAUGUUGCUGUCAAUAGUCGCGACGACAUUGUGGUUUCUGACAGUGGAAACCAUCGAGUGAAAAUUCACAAGAACGAUGGUACCAUUCUUCAUAUUUUCGGCAAACAAGGCUCUCAAAACGGUGAAUUCUUUUACCCACAAGGUGUAUUUGUUGAUAAAUACGAUAACAUUUAUGUUGCUGAUGCGAACAACUUUCGAGUUCAAGUUUUCUCACCGGAAGGAGAAUACCUUUCAACACCUGUGGAAAACACUUACGAGUUCGGCGUUGACGUCAAACCAACUAACGUCAUAAUUGUAGAGAACUCCCUGGUUGUAGCCUUACGAGGGACUCGGGUUUCCCUUCUACAAAUUUACGACUGGAGCAACUCGGAUUUCGCUAUGAUAGCGAAAAAGAAGAAGCAGACUUCAACAAAUCUGCUAGGAUCUUGCUGUCCAUGUUUAUCAUCCCAAAAAAUAAACUACGAUGAAAUAUGAAUACACUGUAUUUGCCAUUUUCUCUGGUGUUUAUCUUCAGUGUUAUUGUUUUGUUCCGUGUCAUUUGAUUGUUCGUUCUUGUUUUGUUUAUUUUAUCUAGUCAUGUUUAA